UUGGUUAUUGUUGUGUGUGUGUGUGUGUGUGUGUGUGUCAGGGUCUUGCUGGGUCACCCAGACUGGAGUGCAGUGGCGUGAUCUCGGCUCACUGCAGCCUCAACCUCCUAGGCUCAAGUGAUCUUCCUGCCCCAGCCUCCCGAGUAGCUGAGACUACAGGCAUGCACCACCACACCUGGCUAAUUUUUGUAUUUUUUGUAGAGACGGGAGUCUCACCAUGUUGCCCAAGUUGGUCUUGAACUCCUGGACUCUCCUGCCUUGGUCUCCCAAAGUGAUGGGAUUACAGGUGUGAGCCAGGGCACAAGUGUUUCAAAGGCUUUGUUCAAAGAUAAAAAAGAUAAAAUAUCUCUCCAGUUUCUGAACAGACAAACCAGAAUUCAGUGUGAUUAAAUGGAAGAAAGGCAAAAAAAGAGAACUUUUUAUGGGCACUUAGUUUAUUUUAUUAGGAAAUUUGGACAAGGUUACAUGAUAACUAAGAACACAAAAGCAAAAAACAAAGAAGCAUCGCAUGCCAAUGGGAAGAGUGGAACUAAGAUGGAGCUGCAUAGCCGUGAGUAUGUCCGUCAGACCGAACACGAGGCGUUGUGAUUUCAUUUUACUGAGGUCAGUUACUUGGACAGUUACACAGGUGCUGCGCUGCUCUCAUAUUUUUCCAUGAGAUGGUUCCUAUUAGUUUGGUAGCUUUUCAGAUGGAAAGACAUGAAACACCAAACAAAAACAGCUACAGAGUUCAGGACCAUAGAGGAGGGAGAGACCAGACAGGAUGGGAAGGAUGGGAGUCUUACCUACAGGACAGAGGCAGGUGCUCCGCCUAGCAGCAGCAUUGCUUCUGGCAGCAGCACUUCUGCUGGCAACAGCCCUUCCCACAGCCGCAGCCACACGAGCUGCAGGUGCGGCGGCGGCAGCAGAUCACGGGCGUGCUACAGCAGCCCCCACAGCAGCCGCGGCAGCAGGGGCAGCAGCUGGAGCAGCAGCCCACCCAGUAGCGCCUGCAGGUGGUGCAGCUGCCACAGCCACCACAGCCACCACCGCAACCACUGCAGCCACCACUGCAGCCGCCACAGCCACCACCACAGCCACCACAGCCGCCACCACAACUUCCACAACCACAGCAACCCAUGGUGUCAGUAGAGAGGACUCAGAUUAAAAGCAAGCUAAGAGAUGCUAACAUGUAGGAGAGGAUCUUCAUUUUCUCAGAAACCAGUUGAAUCGUUGAGACUUCAGGUUAAGCCGGAACCCAAGGUUGCUGCCGGCUGCUUUUCCAUCUCUCUGCAGUGGCUUCUCUCCAGGAAAUCACCCUGGUUUCUUGGAAACUCCCGAGAUGCAAAAGAGUAAAUAAGAGCAUCCAAAUUGUCGUUUUUGCAAAA
Molecule: messenger RNA, 1367 nt
Organism: Piliocolobus tephrosceles (Ugandan red Colobus)
Lineage: Eukaryota; Metazoa; Chordata; Mammalia; Primates; Cercopithecidae
Product: predicted GPI-anchored protein 23
Exons: 2
Coding region: 764-1147 (127 amino acids)
Source: RefSeq, a predicted model, not a curated record